This is a messenger RNA of Symsagittifera roscoffensis, 893 nucleotides long. RefSeq names its product short-chain dehydrogenase/reductase 3-like. The transcript has 6 exons. Lineage: Eukaryota; Metazoa; Xenacoelomorpha; Acoela; Convolutidae. Gene Ontology annotation, molecular function: oxidoreductase activity, acting on the CH-OH group of donors, NAD or NADP as acceptor. The record is from RefSeq and is a predicted model, not a curated record. The coding region runs from base 102 to 893 and encodes 263 amino acids.
UCUAAUUGCUAAUUCAGAAACUAUAUUGACUAAAAUUCAUAACGUGUAUUUUGUGACAAUUAUUAAGGACCAUACCCAAGACCCCUUUUGAUUACUUCAUCAUGGGAACAUCUUUUUCGAGCUCAAAGAACUUAGAGGGCAAGACAGCCCUAAUAACAGGCGGCUCUCGUGGCCUUGGUCAGCAGCUCAUAAUUCGCAUGGCCAAACUGCGUCUCUCCAGGGUCAUCAUCCUGGGAGUAUCCAGGGACGCCACUCUCAGCUUCAUCCGAGAUCUGUCCACCUCCGAACACUCUCACACCACUGCCGUGUUCUACAAGUGCGACGUGUCUAAGCUACCCGAAUUGCAGAGUGUCAUGCAGAAGGUCUUCAGAGAUAAUCCUCCUAUUGACAUUCUUAUCAACAACGCCGGCUAUGUCAUCAACAAGGACGCUUUGGACACUCUAUUCGGAGAGUACGAGCAAGUGCUGAACGUGAACCUGCUCUCUCACAUCUGGCUCACCAAACUCAUCCUGCCCCGCAUGAUCGAGUCCACAAAGGGGGGACAGAUUCUAUUCGUGUCCAGUGUUCUGGGCCUGUUCACUAUUCCAGGUGCGUCUGCUUACGUCACAAGUAAGCAUGCGUUGAAUGGGUUUGCGAGGAGUCUGCAGCAGGAGUUGAAGCUGAAGAAUAUUGACAAUAUUUGCGUACAGCUGGUGUGUCCUGGACACUUUGACAGCCAGAUGUUCCAGGAUGCUCGUGUGAAGUACCCCCGACUGACUCCCCCGAUGAAGACGGAGGAGGUGGCGGGAGUGAUAGUGGACAACUGUCUCCUCAACAGACAGGGCUACACUGUCACUCCCUGGUUCACCAGCAAUUCAGUUCUACUCGCCAAGUUCAUUCUGCCUCACAGGUGA